GUUUUCGGCACGGGAGUUUUCGUAAUUUUGAAUUUCGAUUUCGAAUGUCAUGAUAGGGUUUAUCUCUACUUGCCGCGGUGUUUAAUCAUAUAAAAUUCUUUCAGUGUGUUGAUAUAAUGAACUUCCCAAUCUUGAAAAAUGACAGACUGUUGAGAGCAGCCAAAGGUGAGGAAGUGGAUAGAAUUCCUGUGUGGGUCAUGCGCCAAGCUGGAAGAUAUUUACCUGAAUUUCGUGAGCUUAGGUCCAAACAUGAUUUUUUUACAAUAUGUCAAACACCAACCCUUGCAGCUGAAAUCACUCUUCAGCCAAUCGAUAGAUUUGACUUAGAUGCUGCCAUCAUAUUCUCCGAUAUUCUUGUGAUACCGCAAGCCUUAGGAAUGACUGUUGAAAUGAAACCAGGAGUUGGCCCUGUUUUACCCGAGCCCUUAAUCAAGCCAGACGAUAUUUCAACCUUAAAAACUCCAGUAGAUGUGCAUUCAACUCUGAACUAUGUCUUUGAAGCCAUCACCCUUACAAGGCACCGACUGAAUGGCAAAGUACCCCUCAUAGGAUUUUCAGGGGCACCAUGGACUUUAAUGUGCUACAUGAUUGAAGGAGGUGGUUCAAAAACUAUGUCAAAAGCCAAACACUGGCUUUACAAAUAUCCAGCUGAGAGCCAUACCCUUCUCAACAUUUUAAGUGUAGUUGUCAUUGAUUACCUAGUAGGACAAGCUUCUGCAGGCGCCCAAUUGCUUCAAGUGUUUGAGUCAAAUGCAGAAUAUUUGGGCCCAGACAUGUUUAAAAAAUUUGCCCUCCCUUACAUCAGUUCCAUAGCGAAAACUGUAAAAUCCAAGCUAAAGGCUCUUAACAUUGAUGUACCAAUGACAAUAUUUGCAAAGGGUGCACAUUAUUGUAUUCAAGACCUUUCAAAUAGUGGUUACGAUAUUGUUGGUAUUGACUGGACAAUAGAUCCCUCUGUUGCUAGACAAGCAGCUGGGAAUAAAGUCACUUUGCAAGGAAACUUAGAUCCUUGUGCUCUGUACAGUAGCAAAGAAAAUUUGCCAAACCUUGUGAAGGAAAUGGUUAGUAAGUUUGGCAAAAGUAGGUAUAUUGCAAAUUUAGGUCAUGGUAUUUAUCCAGAUAUGGACCCUGAAAGUGUUCGUAUUUUUGUUGAGACUGUUCAUAGCUUUUAGAUUUUUGUGCCAGUCCUUUAAUUUUAAUAAAGUAAUUCCAACAUGCUCACAGGUCCACUUUGUUACAUUUGUUAUUACUUGUGCAUAUCAAUUGUUCUUCUUAUCUGAAGUGUUUGUAGCAAGUUACAAAUUGUAUAUUUUCCCCCUCUCUUCAGUAACUUGUUUCCACUUCAAUCAUAUUUGUAUUUGUCAUAUAUUUUAUUAUUAUACUGUUAAUUUACAUCAA
Messenger RNA from Bemisia tabaci, 1398 nucleotides. It is a transcript of the gene Urod, whose product is annotated as uroporphyrinogen decarboxylase. Gene Ontology annotation, cellular component: cytosol. Gene Ontology annotation, biological process: heme biosynthetic process. Gene Ontology annotation, molecular function: uroporphyrinogen decarboxylase activity. The record is from RefSeq and is a predicted model, not a curated record. NCBI's taxonomy places the organism in Eukaryota, Metazoa, Arthropoda, Insecta, Hemiptera, Aleyrodidae.